This is a messenger RNA of Menidia menidia (Atlantic silverside), 2138 nucleotides long. The record is from the annotation of a GenBank genome assembly. NCBI's taxonomy places the organism in Eukaryota, Metazoa, Chordata, Actinopteri, Atheriniformes, Atherinopsidae.
GUGAUUUGGUGUCCCGGGCCAUGCAUCACCUCCAGCCUCUGCACAUUAAGAACCCAAGCAACGGGACUCCAGUCCACCAGAAGACCAACACCACGGUGCACUGGGAGCCCGAGGCCCUCUACACGUUGUGUUACUUCAUGCACUGCCCACAGAUGGAGUGGGAGAACCCCAAUGUCGAGCCCUCCAAAGUCACCUUACAGACUGAAAGGCCCUUCCUGCUGCUGCCCCCGUUGAUGGAGUGGAUACGGGUAGCGGUGGCCCACACCGAGCAUCGGCGGAGCUUCUCGGUGGACAGCGACGACGUGAGGCAGGCGGCCCGCCUGCUGCUGCCCGGGGUGGAUUGUGAGCCACGGCAAAUAAAAGCGGAGGACUGCUUCUGCGCCACCAGGAAGCUGGACGCCGCCUCCACGGAGGCCAAGUUCCUGCAGGAUCUGGGCUUCAGGAUGCUCAACUGCGGACGAACGGACCUGGUCAAGCAGGCCGUCAACCUGCUGGGGCCAGACGGCAUAAACAGCAUGAGCGAGCAGGGCAUGACCCCUCUCAUGUACGCCUGCGUGCGCGGGGACGAGGCCAUGGUCCAGAUGCUGCUGGACGCGGGCGCCGACAUCAACAGCGAGGUGCCAAGCACAGUAAACAAGCACCCCUCAGUUUAUCCUGAAACGCGCCAGGGGACGCCACUCACUUUCGCCGUGUUACACGGACACGUCCCUGUCGUGCAGUUGUUGCUGGAUAAUAGAGCAAAUGUGGAGGGCGCCCUGCAGGAUGGGGCGGAGAACUACACGGAGACGCCGCUUCAGCUCGCCGCGGCGGCAGGGAACUUUGAGCUGGUCAGCUUGCUUUUGGAGAGAGGGGCCGACCCCAUGAUCGGGACCAUGUGUCGAAACGGCAUCUCCUCCACCCCGCUGGGGGACAUGAACUCCUACAGCCUGGCAGCAGCACACGGCCAUAGGAAUGUAUUCCGGAAGCUCCUGUCCCACUCCGAGAAGGAGAAGGGGGACGUGCUGUCCCUGGAGGAGAUUCUGGCCGAGGGCUCGGAGCCGGGGGAGAAGAGGCUGGCUCCCCAGGCCAACUGCGGAGGGACCCUGCGAACAGGAAAGGCCAGGCUGAGGGCCCUGAGAGAGGCCAUGUACCAUAGUGCAGAGCAUGGCCAUGUGGACAUCACCAUAGACAUCCGCAGCUUAGGCGUUCCCUGGACGCUGCACACCUGGCUGGAGGCCCUGCGCACCUGCUUCCUCCAGAACCGCCGGCCGCUGAUCCAGGGCCUGCUCAAGGACUUCAGCUGCAUCCAGGAGGACGAGUACACCGAGGAGCUGAUCACCCACGGCCUGCCUCUCAUGUUCCAGAUCCUUCGCUCCAGCAAGAACGAGGUGAUAAGCCAGCAGCUGUCGGUCAUUUUCACGCAGUGUUACGGGCCCUUCCCCAUCCCUAAACUGACCGAGAUCAAGAGGAAGCAGACCUCCCGUUUGGACCCUCACUUCCUGAACAACAAGGAGAUGUCAGACGUCACCUUCCUGGUGGAGGGGAAACCGUUUUAUGCACACAAGGUUUUGCUGUUUACAGCUUCGCCGAGGUUCAAGUCCCUACUCCAGAACAGACCAGCAGCAGAAAACACCUGUAUUGAGAUCAGCCAUGUCAAGUACAACAUUUUCCAUCUGGUCAUGCAGUAUCUGUACUGCGGAGGAACCGAGUCCCUGCACAUACGGAACACGGAGGUGAUGGAGCAUUUCCCGUCCAUCGCCCUGUGCCUCAUUCUGGGCCGAUGUGCCACCCCCCCGCAGCUCCUGUCUGCAGCCAAGUUCUUCCAACUAGAGGCCCUUCAGAGACACUGUGAGAUCAUCUGCUCCAAGAACAUCACCACCGAAACCUGCGUGGACCUUUACAAACACGCCAAGUUCCUUGGUGCGUCGGAGCUUACGGCUUUUAUCGAGGGCUACUUCCUGAAGAGCAUGGUGCUGCUGAUCGAACUCGAGGGCUUCAAGCAGCUCCUGUACGAACCCCCUCCCGCCGAGAGCCCCGCGUCCAGCCCCGGGAUCUGCUCCGACAUCCUCCACGACCUGGAGAAAACUCUGGCCACCCGCAUCCACUCCAUCCACCUGUCCACCUCCAAGGGCUCUGUGGUGUGACGCCGUCCCCCCCCC